This is a messenger RNA of Salvelinus fontinalis (brook trout), 3252 nucleotides long. RefSeq names its product methionine synthase-like. The record is from RefSeq and is a predicted model, not a curated record. The coding region runs from base 308 to 817 and encodes 169 amino acids. Lineage: Eukaryota; Metazoa; Chordata; Actinopteri; Salmoniformes; Salmonidae. Gene Ontology annotation, molecular function: methionine synthase activity. The transcript is spliced from 5 exons.
UGUCAUGUUAUAAUGGACCUGGACAGGUGAGGAGGCUCGGAGGGUGUUUGACGACGCCCAGCGGCUCCUCAACAGACUGAUAGAUAAUAAGGGUCUCUGUGGGCGUGGCCUGGUGGGCUUCUGGCCCGCCCAGAGUGUAGGAGACGACAUCCAGGUGUACGACCAUGACGUCACACCUCGCUCCGCCACGCCCCUCGCCACCUUCUACGGACUACGCCAACAGGCAGAGAAGGACAGUGCCAGCUCAGACCCCUACUACUGCCUGUCUGACUUCGUGGCCCCGAGGGCCAGCGGUGUGUCUGACUACAUGGGGAUGUUUGCUGUAGCUGUGUUCGGAGCGGAGGAGCUGAGCAAACAGUUUGAGACACAGGGAGACGACUACAACAGUAUCAUGGUCAAGGCUUUGGCUGACCGCCUGGCUGAGGCGUUUGCUGAGGAGCUCCACGCCAGGGUGCGUCGGGAGCUGUGGGCCUAUAGCGUGGAGGAGAACCUCCCGGCUGAGGAGAUGCACAGGAUCCGUUACGAGGGCAUCAGGCCGGCCGCGGGAUACCCCUCCCAGCCUGACCACACAGAGAAGACCGCCAUGUGGACGCUGGGCGAGGUGGAGGACAAGACGGGUAUCAAGUUGACUGAGUCUUUGGCCAUGACCCCAGCAGCUGCUGUCUCUGGGCUGUACUUCUCGAACCCUAAAGCGACCUACUUCGCAGUGGGAAAGAUCACCAGAGAGCAGGUGGAGGACUAUGCUGGGAGGAAAGAGAUGCCAGUGUCAGAGGUGGAACGCUGGCUGGGGCCAAUCCUGGGCUACGACACUGACUGACAGUGAUACUUCAACCAAUCCUGGGCUACGACACUGACUGACAGUGAUACUUCAACCAAUCCUGGGCUACGACACUGACUGACAGUGAUACUUCAACCAAUCCUGAGCUACGACACUGACUGACAGUGAUACUUCAACCAAUCCUGGGCUACGACACUGACUGACAGUGAUACUUCAACCAAUCCUGGGCUACGACACUGACUGACAGUGAUACUUCAACCAAUCCUGAGCUACGACACUUCUGCAUCCACAACCACUACCUAGAAAACAGAGGCGCUGCUCAAUGGUCAUGUCUAGAUGGGAUACAGCUUUUGUCAACUUCUAACCCUUUUCCCAACCUUAACCCAAUUAUCCUAACCUGCUACGUUAAUUCUCCCAAACCUGCUACGUUAAUUCUCCCAAACCUGCUACGUUAAUUCUCCCUAACCUGCUACGUUAAUUCUCCCUAACCUGCUACGUUAAUUCUCCCUAACCUGCUACGUUAAUUCUCCCUAACCUGCUACGUUAAUUCUCCCAAACCUGCUACGUUAAUUCUCCCAAACCUGCUACGUUAAUUCUCCCAAACCUGCUAUGUUAAUUCUCCCUAACCUGCUACGUUAAUUCUCCCUAACCUGCUACGUUAAUUCUCCCAAACCUGCUACGUUAAUUCUCCUAAACCUGCUACGGUUAAUUCUCCCAAACCUGCUACGUUAAUUCUCCCAAACCUGCUACGUUAAUUCUCCCAAACCUGCUACGUUAAUUCUCCCAAACCUGCUACGUUAAUUCUCCCUAACCUGCUACGUUAAUUCUCCUAACCUUCUACGUUAAUUCUCCCUAACCUUCUACGUUAAUUCUCCCUAACCUGCUACGUUAAUUCUCCUAACCUUCUACGUUAAUUCUCCCUAACCUUCUACGUUAAUUCUCCCUAACCUGCUACGUUAAUUCUCCUAACCUUCUACGUUAAUUCUCCUAACCUUCUACGUUAAUUCUCCCUAACCUUCUACGUUAAUUCUCCCAAACCUUCUACGUUAAUUCCCCUAACCUUCUACGUUAAUUCUCCCUAACCUUCUACGUUAAUUCUCCCUAACCUUCUACGUUAAUUCUCCCUAACCUGCUACGUUAAUUCUCCCUAACCUGCUACGUUAAUUCUCCCUAACCUGCUACGUUAAUUCUCCCUAACCUGCUACGUUAAUUCUCCCUAACCUGCUACGUUCAUUCUCCCUAACCUUCUACGUUCAUUCUCCCAAACCUGCUACGUUAAUUCUCCCUAACCUGCUACGUUAAUUCUCCCUAACCUGCUACGUUAAUUCCCCUAACCUGCUACGUUAAUUCUCCCAAACCUGCUACGUUAAUUCUCCCAAACCUGCUACGUUAAUUCUCCCAAACCUGCUACGUUAAUUCUCCUAAACCUUCUACGUUAAUUCUCCCAAACCUUCUACGUUAAUUCUCCCAAACCUGCUACGUUAAUUCUCCCAAACCUGCUACGUUAAUUCUCCCAAACCUGCUACGUUAAUUCUCCCAAACCUGCUACGUUAAUUCUCCCAAACCUUCUACGUUAAUUCUCCCAAACCUGCUACGUUAAUUCUCCCAAACCUUCUACGUUAAUUCUCCCAAACCUGCUACGUUAAUUCUCCCAAACCUGCUACGUUAAUUCUCCCAAACCUGCUACGUUAAUUCUCCCAAACCUGCUACGUUAAUUCUCCCAAACCUGCUACGUUAAUUCUCCCAAACCUUCUACGUUAAUUCUCCUAACCUGCUAAGAAAAGUAAAUUCUGAAAAAAGCUGCAUCCCUUCUAGACCCUGCUUAAAGGGCCAGAUUUUAUUUUUUAAACGUACACUUCACGUGAACCAAGGCUCAACUUGAAAAAAAAAGUUAAUGGAGCUGUUUUUGUAUGGUCUAACAUUUUACAGUUUUAAUAUAACAGCUGUUGCCAAUGUCAUUUAUACUUUUUUUCUGGCAAUCACAAUCUUAGAUUUUAAUCAUUAACAGAUACAUAUGGUUAAAUUUCAGAGUUUGAUUUGUUCAUUAGGGGACAUAUUAGGUUCUAGAAGACGUACAUUUCCUCAGCAGUUUUCAUUUGAGAUUGUAUUUAUGCUAAUUAGAUACAACUUGUUUUACAAAAUGUAUAAUUAGUAAACAUGGUCUUCAUUACAAAAUGUACACUUACCUGACAUGCCGUAUUAAUGUCUAAACCUCUAAAAAAGGUACAUGUUUUUAUGAAUGAUUAUUGUAAAUUACGGAUUUUAAUGAUUACACAAUUUGUCUUAAAGAAAUGUGCCAAAAACUAGUGACUGACCAGUUAUCAUUGUCAUGUGCAAUGUUAUCGAUUUUAUCCUGGAGGUGUCCACUAUUUCUGAAAAAUAAGUAUAGAUUUUAUUUUAUUUUAUGAAUGUUCUGACAUUACAAUGUUUGAUCUGGAACCAUAUUCAUUUCGUAUAAAAUCAUUUGCUCAGUA